This is a messenger RNA of Strigops habroptila (Kakapo), 1693 nucleotides long. RefSeq names its product LIF interleukin 6 family cytokine (gene LIF). NCBI's taxonomy places the organism in Eukaryota, Metazoa, Chordata, Aves, Psittaciformes, Psittacidae. Gene Ontology annotation, biological process: immune response. Bases 49 to 729 code for a protein of 226 amino acids. Gene Ontology annotation, molecular function: cytokine activity; leukemia inhibitory factor receptor binding. The transcript is spliced from 3 exons. The record is from RefSeq and is a predicted model, not a curated record. Gene Ontology annotation, cellular component: extracellular region.
UUGCAUAUUUGAUCAAACCCAACAGGUCGUCACCGGGCCGGUUGCGAAAUGUGGGAAUGCCGUGGGGCGCCCCGCCGGGAAGGGAGGCGGGAGAGCGCCUGCCGGGGGGCAGGCGUCGUGCCCUUCGUGGCCCUGCUCCUGCUGCAGCGGCGGCCGGUGGCCGGGCGGGCGCUGCUGGUGACCGGCCCCGGCUGCCCUGGCCACGGCUUGUGCCGCUCCAACGUGCAGGAGCAGACCCGCAGGCAGGUCGCGCUGCUCAACGCCACCGCUCAGGACCUCUUCAGCCUCUAUCUGAAGUGCCAGGGAGAACCGUUCAGCAGCGAGACCGACAAGCUCUGCAACCCCGGCAGCGUGUUCUUCCCCGCCUUCCACGUCAACCGGACGAGCGAGAGGAAGGAGGUGAUGGUGGCCAUGUACAAGCUCUUCGCCUUCCUCAACGCCUCUCUGGGCAACAUCACUCGGGACCAGGAGGAGCUCAACCCCACGGCCAAGGAGCUCCUGGAUCGGCUCCACAACACCACCAAGACCACACGGGGCCUCAUCUCCAACCUCACCUGCCUCCUCUGCAAGAACUACAACGUCUUCCAGGUGGACGUCAGCUAUGGGGAGAGCUCCAAGGGCAAGAGCGCCUUCAAGAAGAAGCAGCAGGGCUGCCAGGUGCUCAGGAAGUACGUGCAGGUCAUCGCCCAGGCCGCCCGCGUCCUCCUACCUCACCUCAGCCCCCCGUGAGCACCCGCCCCGGCUCCUCUGCCCCACACCGGCCGCCCUCAACUCCUAUUUAUUACCCUGGACCCUGCGCUGGCCCCACCGACCUCUGAUCUUUAUCUGCCCCUUGAGGGGGUGAACGUUGCAGCCGGGCGGAGCAGAGCUGGGGCUGGCAUCCAGCGGGACGAGGCGGCGCAUCCCAGAGGUGAUGCCGUGGCGCGGGCUGGUCCCGGGAUGCAGCCCGGCUGUUCCCGUGCUCCAUGAGGGGAGCUGCGGGUGCUGCGAGGGGCUGGCGGCAGGGCCGGACUCUGCCCCUCACAGCCGGUGUCCUCCAUCCUGGAGAGGGACCUGAUGGACAUCUCGAGCAUCGCCCCAAAGCCUCUGCUGCCCUGGGAAAAAGUGUUGGGAUGGAGGACACCGGGAUGCUGCGACUGGUGGGGACAUGGGGCGCGGGGACAUGCACGUGUUGAGGCUGGGCUCUGCCACAAAGGAGCCAAACUGAGGGUACGGGGUGGCCGUGGCGGCUGGGGCUGGGUCCCACCGGCUGGGACGAGGCCACCACUGGGGACAGAGCCGGCAGCUGCCCCACGGGAGCACCGUCUGGCCAUUCCCUUUGGAAAAGCACUCUUCCCUUCGGGAGGGCUCUGAAUGUACCAAGGGCUUUGCACAGCGAACAUGGCCCUGGCGCAGGGACGCAGGGAUGAGGGGACACGGGGACACGGGGACAGGCCCCAGGCCGGUGGCAGGAGGCGCUGGCUGGCUCCUGGCACCAGAGAGGGCUGUGAGGGUUAUUUAUUGCCUCGGUGGUAAAGCCCAGCGUGCACCGAGGGCUCUGACCUGGCUUCUAAUAAUGUUAUUAAUAAUAAUAAUAAUUAAUAAUAAUUAAUAAUAAGAUUUGUGGUAAUAUAUAUAGAGAAUUCUAUUUAAAUAUUUAUUUUUUUAUACUUCUUUCUCCCCCCCUUUUUUUAAAUAAACCAACAGAAAUGGA